This is a messenger RNA of Anastrepha ludens (Mexican fruit fly), 2359 nucleotides long. It is a transcript of the gene Eogt, whose product is annotated as EGF domain-specific O-linked N-acetylglucosamine transferase. The record is from RefSeq and is a predicted model, not a curated record. NCBI's taxonomy places the organism in Eukaryota, Metazoa, Arthropoda, Insecta, Diptera, Tephritidae. The coding region runs from base 555 to 2270 and encodes 571 amino acids. The transcript has 3 exons. Gene Ontology annotation, cellular component: endoplasmic reticulum lumen. Gene Ontology annotation, molecular function: protein N-acetylglucosaminyltransferase activity.
GAAACAACGGACGAGGUAAGAAACAAGUUCAGCUCGUAAGCAGAAAAGGUGAGAAAUAUCGCGUAAUUGGCAAGCAGCAAAGUACCUAUAAAAAGUAAUUUUUUAAAAAAGUAGAUUUUCGCUUCGAAGGUGAACGUGAUAGUCAGCUCCAUCUAGUCUGGUGUGCGCUAUGCAUUUGCUAGUUUGGUUUGCUUGACAGUAGCACGGAACAUCGAUAAAAGCGUGGAAUUUCUAAGCCAGAAAAACCUCAGGCUCCUUACAGACCAAUUCUUUAGAGUAAAAAACAAAACAACAACAACUGGCGGUGAGGUCACCAUCACCAUCAGUGGUGGCAUGCAACAGCUGCUAAAUGAAACCGGCUUUUUAUAUUGAAAUACUCGUACGUCGAUUGGGUAGCAGACACUUUUGUGCUGCGCGUAUCGUUUUUCAUUAAUAAUGUCGCAUUGUGUUGCAAGUGUUAUUUAGAGCAACAGUAAUACUCAACGAGGCAAGCAAGGCACUGUGAAUUUUAACGUAGUACUUAAUUAAUGUAGAAACUUAAAAACGCUGUGAAAAUGUGUCUCAAAUUCACAUUAAUACUCUUAUUUCUAAGUCAACUCAUGUAUUCGUUUGGGCAUGCCGAAGAAACUACAACCGAAUCUAAUAAGCAACGAUUGAGUACACCUUUGCCCAAUUUGCCAGCGAAUCAUUUGAUACGGUAUCUGAACACAUUCCCGCAAGUACUCGAAGAGUGUGCGUUCAGUGAAGAGUGUCAGCGCGCCAUUCACACGAACGUCUCUGAAACAAAUGCAUAUGACGCAGCGAUGAUGAUAUCAGAAGCGGUAGCAACCGCGUCUAUGCCCGCCGCUGCUUGUUGGGGCCAUGAACUUGAUUGUGAUGUGAAGACCCGAUUUCAAACGCCCACCUGUCCAGGUGAACACAACGGCUGGGUGCAAAGUAAGACAACACAAGUGAGCACAUUUUAUUACCAAGCAGACUUUGGUUAUAUACAACAACAAAUCAGCGAACUGUCGCUUAUGUGCGAGCCUAGGUAUAUCACCGAUUCGUCAUUAGAGUGCAGCAAGUAUUUACGCUUUUGUCGCGGGCGCAAUCUGUUGUUUGAUUUCCGUGAUUUGGCAAAUCGUAAAGAAUUAAUACGCUACCACAUGGAUGUGUUGAAGCCACGUCAGUUAUUGGGGCAUUGUCAGUUAAAUAGAACUCGCUUGGAAGCAGAGCUAGAUCACAUGGGUGCGCUGCAGUCUUGGGCCCCAGAGCUACGCAAUUUUGACGAAUUACCAAUGUCGGUAAUGACAAGUAGCGAGUGCGACUUGGUGGUUGAUACACCCACUUUUAUUAUGAAAAUCGAUGCUACUUAUAAUAUGUAUCACCAUUUCUGCGAUUUCUUUAAUUUAUACGCCUCACUUUUUGUAAAUCAAUCACAUCCGUUGGCAUUCCAUACUGAUUCUCGUAUAUUGGUCUGGGAAACAUAUCCCUAUGAUUCGCCUUUCGCAGAGACCUUCAAGGCAUUUUCCGAUAAACGUAUAUGGACGUUAAACGAUGUGAAAGGAAAGCGUGUAUGUUUUCGAAAUGUAGUAUUGCCCCUGCUACCACGCAUGAUUUUUGGUUUAUUUUACAAUACGCCACUUAUCAAUGGCUGUCAAGGAAGUGGCUUAUUUCGAGCCUUUUCUGAAUUCAUUCUACAUCGUUUACAAAUACCAUAUCGUCCACCGCUACCGCAAGCCAAAUUACGUAUUACCUUACUUUCCCGUCGCACAAAAUAUCGACAAAUUUUAAAUGAAGAUGAGCUGUUAGAGGAAAUUGCCGCCAACAGUAGUUACCAUGUACAACGUAUCUCUUUUGAAAGGGGACUCUCAUUCAGUCAACAAUUGGCUAUCACACGUAACACAGAUAUACUUAUUGGAAUGCAUGGAGCUGGUCUUACCCAUUUGCUAUUCUUGCCCAACUGGGGCACGAUUUUCGAAUUAUAUAAUUGUGAAGACCCAAAUUGUUAUAAAGAUUUGGCGCGUCUACGUGGAAUUGACUACAUUACUUGGGAGCGUGAUGAAUUACUUUAUCCACAGGAUGAGGGCCAUCAUCCGCAAGGUGGGGCUCAUGCUAAAUUUACAAAUUACCGCUUUGACUCAAAAGAAUUUGUACGACUUGUGGCAAGAGCAGCGGAACAUGUAUGGGCACAUAUUGAGUUCCAAAAGUUCCAUACACAGAAGAGUGUUAAUCUCCAGACGAGCCAAAACAAACAUGAUCGGACCAUGCCAGAGAAAGAUGAGCUAUAGACUUGCUUUUUAUUCAGUAUUUAAACCUUUGUAAUUGUGAUCUUGAAUAGUUUUAAAAAUAUACGCUUAUAAGUCUUAUAUAAGUGAAA